Messenger RNA from Gamsiella multidivaricata, 776 nucleotides. RefSeq lists its product as uncharacterized. Bases 87 to 524 code for a protein of 145 amino acids. The transcript has a single exon. The record is from RefSeq and is a predicted model, not a curated record. Lineage: Eukaryota; Fungi; Mortierellomycota; Mortierellomycetes; Mortierellales; Mortierellaceae.
UACGACCGAGUGCAAGCCCUGUGCAACAACGACACACCCUAAACAAGAGUAACAAACAACAAUAAGAACAGAGGUACAAACACGGCAUGAACAGGAGCCCAAGGCAGGAGAAAUACACACACGUCCCAGGACCAGGACCAGGACUAGGACUAGGACCAGGAACAGGAACAGGAACAGCAACAGGAACAGGAACAGCAACAGGAACAGGAACAGGUCCAGUAUUUGGCAUAAGAGUCAAACGGGAAACACCACGAAAGAUCAAAGCACGAUAUCAUCGCAAUAAGCACAUGGAAGAUUCGUCUCCCCUUUGCCUUUUCCCCUCUUUCCUUUUCCUCUUCCUCACCGCCGUAACUCGUCCCGCUGCCUCGACUUUUCCCAUCUGCUCUAACUCGUCUCCUCUUCCUCUUCUUCUUCCUCUUCUUCUUCUUCCUCCUCUUCUUCUUCUCCUCCCACAUUGUGAAUCCUUCUUCUGCCUCUCUUACCUCUCCUUCUCUCACCCUUCCUUUUCCUUAUCUUACCCCUGAUUCUUUCUUUGUGCCAACCUCUUUAUCCAUCCGACACUUCGCGUACCAUCUGCUCAGGGCAACUGUACCGGCAACGCUACUGCGAAUAACAACAUUUACCGAUAACGGCCAGACACACAACCUUAACAUCCUCAAGGACGAGGGCAAGAACGCCAUCUGCUUUAGUUUCUACGCCCUGCCCUCACUGUUUUGAGCUCCCUCCUCUCCGUGCGACAUCGGCAACCGUACGACUUAACACAAACGUCCGCUCAG